Messenger RNA from Impatiens glandulifera, 1302 nucleotides. Its product is annotated as protein COBRA-like. NCBI's taxonomy places the organism in Eukaryota, Viridiplantae, Streptophyta, Magnoliopsida, Ericales, Balsaminaceae. Gene Ontology annotation, cellular component: plasma membrane. Gene Ontology annotation, biological process: cellulose microfibril organization; plant-type cell wall cellulose biosynthetic process. The record is from RefSeq and is a predicted model, not a curated record. The transcript has 6 exons. The coding region runs from base 1 to 1302 and encodes 433 amino acids.
AUGACCAUAAACUCCCUUCUCAUCAUAUCGUUCUUCUUCAUCUUCUCUUGCACCAGCUUCACUUCCACAGAAGCUUACGAGCCCCUUAACCGAGAUGGAAACAUCACAAUCAAGUGGGAUGCCAUAAAGUGGACACCUGAUGGCUAUGUUGCAGUUGUUACGAUCAGCAACUUUUAUAAAUAUCGACACAUUGAAGCUCCAGGAUGGUUGCUGGGAUGGACCUGGAGAAAUAAGGAAGUUAUCUGGAACAUGAUUGGUGCCCAAACAACCAAGCAAGGAAAUUGUUCAAGAUUCAAGGGGAGCAACAAUAUCCCACAUUCUUGUGAGAAGAAUCCAAUAGUUGUUGACUUAUUGCCCGAAACUCCUUAUAACCAGCAGAUUGCCAAUUGCUGCAAGGGAGGGGUAAUCAGCUCGCCAGUCUCAGACCCUCAAAAUUCAGCUAGCUCCUUCCAGCUCACUGUGGGUGCCGCUGGAACCACCAAUAAGACAGUUUAUUUGCCCAAGAACUUCACCUUAAAAACACCUCCGGGUCCCGGUUAUAUCUGUGGUCCUGCCAAAGUUGUUCGGCCAACUAGAUUCAUUUCCUCAGAUGGAAGGAGGGUCACUCAAGCUAUGAUGACAUGGGAAGUUAUCUGCGUUGCAUAUUUACAAGUAGCGGCAGAGGACACUCGAUCUUGCUGCGUUUCACUAUCGUCUGACUAUAACAACACGAUAACACCAUGCCCGACAUGCAGUUGUGGCUGCCAAAACAACAAGAAUAGACACGGAAACUGUGUAGAUCAUCAUAAAUCGAUGCCAUUGAAGAACAAUAAUAAUAGUAGUGCCCCAAUUGUCCAGUGUACAGACCAUAUGUGUCCUACACAAGUUCAUUGGCAUAUUGUCAAGGCUAAUGAGAAGAAAUAUUGGCGUGUGAAGAUCAAGGUUACAAAUCUUAAUUACAUAAUGAAUAGUUCACAAUGGAACUUGGAGGUUGUUCAACGUCCCAACUUUGAUCAUAAGCUGAUAAAGAUUUCCAGCUUCAACUAUAAGAAGUUCAAUUUUUCUAGUCGUAGAAAUUCAACGUCGGUUUUAAUGAUGUGGGGAGUGAAGAAGAAGAAUGAUGUGAUUAUUGGAGCUGCUGGUUCAUUUGAUGGUGGUAAGAAUUAUGUAGAAUCUGAGGUGCUCUUUAAGAAGGAGAAGAUGAAUUUAGCUUUGGAGAAGGGAUGGGGUUUUCCAAUAAGGGUUUAUUUCAAUGGAGAUAGAUGUGUUAUGCCACCUUUAGAUGCUUACCCUUAUCUACAAGACACUAUCACAAGUUUGUGA